Messenger RNA from Metarhizium album ARSEF 1941, 1437 nucleotides. RefSeq names its product Crotonase, core. Lineage: Eukaryota; Fungi; Ascomycota; Sordariomycetes; Hypocreales; Clavicipitaceae. Gene Ontology annotation, cellular component: mitochondrion. The record is from RefSeq and is a predicted model, not a curated record. The transcript has 2 exons. Gene Ontology annotation, biological process: L-valine catabolic process. Gene Ontology annotation, molecular function: 3-hydroxyisobutyryl-CoA hydrolase activity. The coding region runs from base 1 to 1437 and encodes 478 amino acids.
AUGGCGCACCAAGCGAGCGCAAUGAGCUCCCGGAGCGCUCGACCCCUUUCCGCCGAGGCCGCCACCAUCAGGGAACUACCCGGCGACGAACCCGACGAUGUCGUUUUCGAAAGCAAGUACGGUCUCCGCACCGUCAUGCUCAACCGACCCAAGAAGCUCAAUUCGCUCAACGCGUCCAUGAUUCGCAAGAUUGUGCCCCGCCUGGUCGAGUGGGAAAAGAGCGACAUGGCCAACAUUGUGGUGAUGAAGGGAGCCGGCGACAAGGCCCUCUGCGCCGGCGGUGACGUUGCCGCGCUGGCUGAAUACAACCAGGAGAGCGGCGAUGGGUGGAAAAAGUCGGCCGAUUACUUUGGCCUCGAGUACAAACUGGAUCACUACAUUGCGACAUAUGGCAAGCCGUACAUAGCCUUCAUGGAUGGCAUCACCAUGGGCGGCGGCGUCGGUCUCAGCAUCCACGCGCCUUUCCGGAUUGCAACCGAGAGGACGGUGUUUGCCAUGCCCGAAACCACCAUCGGUUUCUUCCCCGACGUCGGCGCCUCGUUCUUCCUGCCGAGAAUGAAUGGAGCUGUGGGCACCUAUCUGGCCCUGACGAGCGAGCGAUUGACCGGCCCAAACGUCUUUUACUCUGGCAUCGCCACUCACUACCUUCACUCGACCAGCUUGCCCGAUCUCGAGGCCCGCCUUGCGGAGCUGAGGUUCAGAGACGACGACCCCUUACCCAAAAGACUUGCCAUCAUCAACGACACCCUUGAGGAGUUUUGCACCGGCUUGCCUUACGACCAGCCCAUGCAGCUGGGCGGCGCGGUCCGCCAGGCCGUGGACCGAUGCUUCAGCAAGAGCAAUGUCUCCGACGUCAUCGCCGCCCUGAAGGCGGAGAAGGGAGAGACGAGGGACUGGGCCGAGAAGCAGCUGGCCACAUUAAACAAGCGGUCGCCCACCGCAGUGCAUGUGACUCUCAGGCAGAUGCGAGUCGGUGGCAAGUGGGACAUUGCCGAGACGUUCAACAAGGAGCAUCAGAUUGCCAGCAAAUUCAUGCGUCACCCCGACUUUACCGAGGGCGUGACGGCUCUGUUGGUCCGCAAGGAGAAGCCCCGGUGGCAGCCCGCGUCGCUCGAGGCCAUCCCCGCCAGCGAGGACGUCUCGCGACCCUUUUUUGACUUGGACGAGAAGCAGUCUCUGGAGCUGUUCACGGACCGCACGUACUCUGAAUAUCCUCACCAGGGCCUCGGCGUGCCCACGGAGAAGGAGGUCAGGGCUGCCGUCAGCAGCGGCACCUACACACCCCAGGAGCUGGCCAGGGUCAUGGUGGCAUCGAGAAAUGGGCGCCAGGGCAUCGCGGACGUUGUCCACGAAAUCCUCGGUCGCAAGACCACGCUCGACGCUCAGGGCAAAGUCAAGUGGGUGAGCGAGGAUGCAUCAGCGGGCAGCCGAUUGUAG